Molecule: messenger RNA, 636 nt
Organism: Paracoccidioides brasiliensis Pb18
Exons: 4
Coding region: 1-636 (211 amino acids)
Source: RefSeq, a predicted model, not a curated record
AUGGUGCAGUUACGCCAGAUCAAUGAUCGUGGAAACAUUCCGAGGGCUCUGGGAUCCGAUGCUCCUGGUGCCCUGAGAGACAUCCUCGCUUCCCAAGUUCAGGAAUUGGCCAAGAAGCAAGUCAAAGAGGCCAAGAACAUGGAUUUCGCAUUCGACAUCGAUGGUGUACUUCUCCACGGCGAUCAAAUCAUCCCUGAGUCUCGUCGAGCUCUCAUCUCCAACCUCCACCUCCGAAUUUAUCCAAUGUCCUAUCCCCAUGCAGGCACUGGCGGAAAUUACGAGACCGUCUUGGUUGAUGUUGGUGGUGAGGGUUUCAAGGCACAUGCCGCCGCAGAGGUCUACGGAUUCAAAAACGUCGUCGUCCCCAAGGACAUCGCCAUCAAUGACCUUCUCUUGAGUGAGAAUGGCCGGCUAGGCACUAAUGCCCAGGAUCCCCUUUCCAAGCAUAUGCCCAUCUGCUUUUCUCAGGGCGAUAUAAUCUUCCAGACCGAGCACAGGCUGCCCCGGAUGACCCCGGGCCUCUUCCGCAUUGCUCUCGAAGCUAUGUACAAGUCUCUAACGGGAGUUGAUCUCAUGAAGUCGUGGAUGAAAGAGAUCCACAACGAAUAUACCGUUCCCGAAAACAUCUCUACAUGA